ACAUCAACAAAACACACACACAAAAAUGCCUUGUGUGAUGUUCAUGUUAUGGCACUACCAAAACAACACCAUACACUGAUCCUUCUUCUUCACCUCCUCUUAAUCACUUUCCCUUUUCUUCCAUUCUUCCUGCAACUGCAACCAACUUGAAUACUCACAAAAUGGCCAACUUCACUCUCAGGCCAAAUAACUCAUGCUUCUUCACCCAAACUCACCGACCACACUCACACACCCCUCUUAUCCAAACCUCUUUUCAACGCUUUCACUUCCACCUCUCAGCACCUUCCAACCUCAGACUCAGAACUGUAUGCAAGAGCACUCAGCAAAAUGUGGAAGAAGCACAGAGAGUGUCAGAAGCCAAGGCCAAAGCUCUCACUGACCUUGAUGACCUGCAGAAUUUGUCAGGUAACUGGCCACCUUGGAAGAAUCUUCCUUCUAGAUACAAAAUCAUCGGCACCACAUCGUUGGCCUUUGUUAUCUGCAACAUGGACAAGGUGAACUUGAGUAUUGCUAUAAUUCCAAUGUCUCAUCAAUUUGGGUGGAACUCAUCAACUGCAGGGUUGGUUCAGUCCUCAUUCUUCUGGGGUUAUGCAUUGAGUCAGCUGCCUGGGGGUUGGCUAGCCAAGAUAUUUGGGGGCAGAAAAGUUCUUCAAGUUGGAGUAUUGAUAUGGUCUGUGGCUACAGCUUGUGUUCCUUUUCUUGCUGGAUAUAUGCCUGGUUUAGCAUUGUCAAGAAUUUUGGUUGGGAUAGGCGAAGGUGUUUCACCAUCUGCUGCUACUGAUCUCAUUGCCAGGUUAAUACCAUUGGAGGAGCGCUCGCGGGCAGUAGCAUUUGUGUUUGGGGGCUUGAGUGUUGGAAGUGUUUUGGGGCUUCUUUUUGCUCCUCCCUUGAUCCAAAAUCUUGGUUGGGAAUCAGUAUUCUAUGCAUUUGGUCUUUUGGGGAUUGCGUGGUUUUUGGGGUUUCAAGUUAUUGAUGGAGGUGAAACACAAUUUACUGCAGAAUCUCUUUCAUCAUCCCGAGGCACCAUGACAAGAUCGUGGAAAACAUCUCUAAAAGAAUUGAAUGGCUCAUUGAAGGAUGUUCCAUGGAAAGCCUUUUUCCAAAGCCGUGCUGUGUGGGCAAUGAUAUAUGCUCAUUUCUGCGGUAGCUGGGGUCACUAUACCUGUCUUUCAUGGCUUCCCACAUAUUUUAGUGAGGCGCUGAACCUAAAUCUGACAGAAGCGGCUUGGGUGUCUAUUCUUCCGCCAAUGGCUUCAGUAUUUGUGACUAGUAUUGCAGCACAGUUAGCUGACAGCUUGAUUUCAAGAGGAGUUGAAACCACUACGGUUCGAAAGAUCUGCCAGUCAAUUGGAUUUUUGUCGCCUGCACUCUGCAUGACUCUUUCCUCGCUAGACCUAGGGUUACCACCUUGGGAGGUUGUGGGCAUUCUAACAGCUGGUUUAGCUCUCUCAAGCUUCGCCCUGUCAGGACUUUAUUGUACCCAUCAAGACAUAUCACCAGAAUAUGCAAGUGUACUUCUGGGUAUAACUAAUACUGUUGGGGCAGUACCUGGAAUUGUAGGUGUAGCCCUCACCGGCUAUCUUCUUGAUUCAACUCAUUCUUGGAGUAUGUCACUGUUUGCUCCAUCAAUCUUCUUCUAUUUGACCGGUACCGUUGUAUGGUUAGUGUUCGCGAGCAGCAAGCCUCAAAGUUUUUCUGAGCAAGACUGACUCGUGUUUGGAUCAUUCAUUACCCUCAACACAGCCUAGAAAGUCAAAAUUUAAGAAAACCUUCAUGCUAAACUGAUUUUUGAAGAGUAUAUACAAAUCAGGUCAUUUUAGUAUAAAGAAAUGAUAGCAUAGGUACAUUACUGGAUGUAUAUUCUUUUUUUUUUCUUUUACUUUAGCUUAUUAUAGCAGUUGUAUAUUUUUCUAUAGAUGAUGCUGGUUGGUCACCAAAAAAUGUAGUGACGUGUUGUAAAUCUUGGAAAGUCAACAAUUUAUUGUAGUUUUCCUUUCCUACCAA
Messenger RNA from Lotus japonicus, 2004 nucleotides. Its product is annotated as probable anion transporter 6, chloroplastic. Gene Ontology annotation, biological process: transmembrane transport. Bases 162 to 1709 code for a protein of 515 amino acids. Lineage: Eukaryota; Viridiplantae; Streptophyta; Magnoliopsida; Fabales; Fabaceae. Gene Ontology annotation, molecular function: transmembrane transporter activity. The record is from RefSeq and is a predicted model, not a curated record. The transcript is spliced from 15 exons.